This is a messenger RNA of Parastagonospora nodorum SN15, 765 nucleotides long. RefSeq lists its product as hypothetical. The transcript has 4 exons. The coding region runs from base 1 to 765 and encodes 254 amino acids. NCBI's taxonomy places the organism in Eukaryota, Fungi, Ascomycota, Dothideomycetes, Pleosporales, Phaeosphaeriaceae. The record is from RefSeq and is a predicted model, not a curated record.
AUGGACGGAGUAAAGGGAAAAGUCGUCUUUGUCACUGGAGCCUCGUCUGGAAUUGGUCUUGCAACCGUCCAGACCUUGAACCGAUAUGGCGCGAAGAUCCUCGCUUGCGAUAUCGCUGAAGCUCCAGAAUCAGUCCUAAGCUUGCAAGAGUGCAAGUUCGUGCCGCAGAAAAAGGUUGUCGAAGAUGCGGUUGCGGCGUUCGGAAGGAUCGACGGCCUGAUUAACGUUGCUGGAGUCAUGGACACCAACAACAGUGUCGAUACUCUCACGGACGCGCUCUGGGACAGAGUUAUCGCCAUAAAUCUAACCGCUCCUGUAAAGCUUAUGCGAGCUGUGGUGCCUCAUAUGAUCAAAACUGGCGGCGGGAGCAUUGUGAACGUCGCUAGCAAGGCGGCUACAUGCGGUGCCAUAGCUGGAGUUGCAUAUACAGCGAGCAAACAUGGAAUUGUUUCGAGGAGAUCGCAUUCGGUGCAACGCCAUAUGUCCUGGCGGUACGACAGAUUCUCGUUCAAAGCCGUGUACAUGAAGAAAUCGCUAAAUUCCCUAGGUGUCAAUACGAGCAUCCUAUCGUCCAUCGAUCAAACAAAGGUCGACAUGGGGGCCAUGAAGUUCAUGCAACCUGUCCAUGAUUUGGGCGUGGUAAACGGCAUUGGACUUGCAGAUCCGCAAAAGCAUGCAAAUGUGCUUGCAUUCCUCAUAUCGGAUCUGAGUUCUGAAAUUAGUGGGUCAAUAAUUCCUGUUGACCAUGGCUGGAGCACCCUCUAG